CUCUUUUACUCCUCCUCUUUCUCUCUACGCGCGUGUGUGUGUGUGUGUGUGUGUUUGUGUAAGUGAGUGAGUGAGCAGGAAGACGAAGCAGCAAGCAGGAGGAGACACCAAGGACGUCCUUUUUUUUCCACCCCCGAGAGCCGGAGAUGCCAGGGACGAGCAGUUAGAUUAGCUUGUGCUGGUGCAGGAUAACUUGGUUCCGGAGAGUGCUGAAGCUGAAGCUCUGUCUGCUCUCUGAUCCCUUGUUUGGUGUGUGUGUGUGUGUGUGUGAGUGUGUGAGAAGGAUUUCAGCCAGUCGCCGGACCGAGAUCUGGCUACAAAGGACUUCUACUUUUCCGUCACAAUUGAAUGUAACAUCGCUCGGACAAGGAAGGCAGGGAAUUAAAAGCCAUCAUCAUGAAUUUCGUUAUGAAACAAGCGUUGGGAGGGGCCACCAAAGACAUGGGCAAGAUGCUUGGUGGGGAGGAGGAGAAGGAUCCCGAUGCUGCAAAAAAAGAGGAAGAAAGGCAAGAGGCACUGAGACAACAGGAGGAGGAGAGGAAGGCCAAAUAUGCAAAAAUGGAGGCAGAGAGAGAAAACCUUCGACAGGGCAUUAGAGAUAAGUAUGGCAUCAAGAAGAAGGAGGAGAAGGAAGCCGAGGCAGCGGCUGCUAUGGAGCAGGCCUCCGAGGGCAGCCUCACCCGUCCCAAGAAGGCGGUUCCCACCGGCUGCGGCGACGAGGAGGAAGAGGAGAGCAUCGUGGAUACGGUCAUGAAAUUCAUCCCAACCCCGCUCAUGGAUAUGUUCAAUAAAAAGUAACAGUGUUGGGUGAAAUGUGGUUAACUUUGUUAAUCUACUUUCAUAACGUUCGUAACGUUCAUCGAACCAAGACUACUGCCGUAUACCACCCUGCCCCGCCUAAACCUGCAGUCACACUUUUCUCCACCCUCCAGCCCCUUUAACCCAACUUCUAAGUUUUCCUGGGAACUUGGCAUGACUUUGUCCUUGAUUUAAAAUAGCUGAUCUCUGAUGGUGAUAUAUACUUUUUAAUCUCUCAUACAGAGCAUCUUUCUUGAUAACCCUAUUCUAAGAGUAUGUAACACCGACACAGAUCUAAUGUCUUUACUUCAAGGCAAAUCUUAUGCCACGUUUUUUUAAAUGUCGGGCACUUAGAAUAAAAUCAGAUAUCACCCAUCAUUCACCCUUUUUGUUUGUAAAUAGCCUCUAGUUAUGAAAAAAGAGAGAAUUAUAUAUGAGUGAAAUAUGACAUAUAACAAGAUGACUAAGAGUAUAAGCCAUAUUUUUAACUUUUAGGAAAUUAUCCAAAUCAUAUCAAAAUUUGAUUGAAUUUUCCUGUUCUGUUCUUGCUAAUAUUUGAUACAUACAGUGUAUAUAAAUCCAUUUUUAUUAGUUUUCCGUUGUGAGGAUUCACCCUGUAAACUGUCCCCUUUAUGUCCCCUUUGGUUUAUUGUGAACGUGUAAUAUGAGCACUGGUAGAGUCAAAACAUCACCUGUAAAACCAGAAAGUGAUGGAAUUCAUUUAAAAUGAGACAAUUUUGUUUUGUUCACUUUUUUUUUCAAGCAUGCAGUUAACUUUUGUGAAGUGAAGUACACAUUUGGAUACCAUUGCAUUUGUUAUGAUAAAGCGAAAUACAUUAAUAUAUGAGGCAAUAACUGGUUUUCCAUUUUUAUCUAAUUGACAUCUUGUCCACCAGUAAGAGAUCAUUGACUUUGUGUCUGAAAUGUUCUUCCAUGGGGAAAACUAUGAAUGUUCUCCAUACAUGACGUUCGUCUCAAAAGCAGUUAGGUGACAUUCUUACUAUACAUUUACUUGCUGUACAUGUUUGUGUUUGAACACUCACUUUUUUAUGUCCUGUGGCAGGUGUCGCUCGCUCUGCUUCUGCAGUAGCAUGUGUAAAUCUUAGACCAGGCCAGCUAAUUUGGAUUUUUGUUGACAUUUCCAUCAAUUUUUUUGUAAGAAAAAAAGAAACUUCACAAACACAACCAUGUUGUGAACACACUAUAUGUGAACAGACAGUGACAAUAGUGCAAUAUAUUGUUCAAGAUGAAGUUGUCCUGUGUCCGUUGGUUAAACCUAAAUCAGCAAUAACAGACAAUCUUCAGUGUUGUGUGCUUAAACGUUCUCCUUAAUGUGUUAGUCGACAUUAAAGGCACAGAUGUGUCAGCAUAGUGACAGUAAAGCCUUUGUAUAGGUCAGACAUACUUGAUUAUAAAAGAGAAUGGGGGGGGGAUUUGUUUCGUGUAGUAAAAAAUGUUCAGUCAUGUGUUACAGAAUUUGAGCACAAUCAGGAUUUGUGUUCGAAAUCAUAAGCCAAACGGCAAAUCAAACUGUUUUCAAAGGCAUACAUUAACAAUACAUGCUAAUGACAAAUUAGAUGAAAAACAUGAAAGCUCCAUGACCGUACAAGAGAAAAUGUUUACCUGCUCAGUAGAGUCCAAUCUGUCCUGCUUGUAAAUGUAAUGGGACAAAUUUAAAGGGGGUUCAUAUUAGGAUGAAAUCUAAGGUUUCUCCAUAUGUCUUGUUUUAUGUCCUUCAUUCCACAGUGUCUUGUUAGAACAUUCCAGAUAUUUCAGACAUUCCACCAGACUUGUGCUGGUAAAACACAAACGUGGAUAUUUACAGCCGGCCUCAGUCGAUGCCUUUGUUAUCCUACAAGUAUCAUGAUGAAACUUAAAUUUGAUGUUGCUAUAGCCUGAAUAGUUACUAGAAAGAAUCAAAUAUACAUGUGAGGAAUAAUGACUUGACCAACUAAAUGCAGAGUUAUUUAUAGCUGCCAUGUACAGAAAAGAAAAUCCCACACAAAGUUUAAGGGAAAGCAUAAAUGUGCUAUUAGCAGAGAUCAGUUCAAACUUGUGAUACAAUUUUGUUAGAAAAUGUUUUUGUGAUUCACAUGAGCACAGUAGCUGUAAGUGAUAUCAACGUUUUCUUUUUUGCCACAUUGCCGCUGUUUUUAUUGAGCUAGCUUAACAUGAAAUACCAUUCAUUCUGAACGUGUGCAUUCCUGUGGCAUAGACGUGGGAAAUCUUGCGCGUUGUGAGCUCUGUAAUCAUGUUAAAUAUAUAUUAAAAAAAAACAUCCUAGGGCACAGUGAGGUCACCUGUAGAGCACAUUUAUUGAACUUCUUGUGAUUUUAUUGUUCUAGUAAACUGCCUUUGCCAGCCUCCGUUCAGCGUGUUAGCAUAUAGUUGGCAACCAUAGUUGUUUGCAUUUAUUGAACCGAGCAUCAACAACACAUGAAUCCAUAAUCAGAGUAGUUAUCCAAUCAAACCAAAGAAUAGUGCUGGUAGUUGUAGGCUCAGUCAAGAGGUUUCAUUGUAUUUAUUUACUGCAUCUUAUUUAUUCUGAAAUUCUCAGGUAUUUUAGCUUUAAGUUUGAAUAGAAGUUUAAACCAUAGCCUUCUCUUAGCAUUAUUAGCCCUGGACUUAAAUUGAACAAUUGCAUUGCCAGUGGCCUAGCAAGCAUACUGUACACCAACUUUUAUUCAUAAAUUACAUAUCUCUUCUUUGGCCCAAGAAUAUUCCAGAAAGCUAUGAUUACUGCCCAGUCAACCCAAGUAGAGGACUUUCCCAGCGAUGAAACCUUCAUCACCAAUCAUCAUCAGUUUGUGCAGUUCAUCAAGCUACCAGUGAGUCUUUUCCAAACUGGUGUGCUCUGAAAUCCUUUCACCCUUUGCAUAUCUUCCACCAACACGGUCAAACACCCGUUAAUCAUUAUCUUGUAAAUGUCAAUUGGUUGAGCUCUAAAUGGCUUAUAGACUACUGCCCAAGUCAUGUGUUAUCAAUAUGUAUUUGUCAAGUUGUCAGAAAUCCACUUCAGUUUGAAGUCACUUAUUUGUGCCGCUCAAACAGCCAUUAAUAUGAUUAAAAAACUGCCUGAAAAAUAUGACACGUAAAAAAAAAUUACUCCUUUGAUGUGACUUGAAUGUAACUGUCUGAUGUUUCUCUCUCUUUGCAUCUGUCUUUCUCCGUUCUGUACGUGUUGAGAAGAUGCUUACUGUCGUGCAGUAUUUUUCUUUCCCGUCUGUAGCCAGUCCUGUUUCUGUCCUCUGGUGGUUGGUAUUUUUGAAAUUUGCAUUCUUUUGUACUGCGAAAUCUUCUCACCCUUCUCCCUCCUCUCUCUAUCUCCCUAUUUGUUGACAAAAUGUAUGCAUGCUUAUGGUGUGCGACGUAGGCAAGGUUGUUGAUAAUCGUUUUGUGUCUUCUAUGUGUUUCAAAGCGCCACCUGUUAGCCUCACUGCAUGCCAUUUUAGACAGAUAUUUCAGUCUGUAACUUUCCUGCAAAAAUGGAAUCACCGCACACUGAGAAUAAAGUGAUUUCAUAUAA
Sander lucioperca (pikeperch) is the source of this 4324-nucleotide messenger RNA. RefSeq names its product complexin-1. The record is from RefSeq and is a predicted model, not a curated record. Gene Ontology annotation, biological process: neurotransmitter transport; regulation of neurotransmitter secretion; synaptic vesicle exocytosis. The transcript has 4 exons. Gene Ontology annotation, molecular function: syntaxin binding. Gene Ontology annotation, cellular component: terminal bouton; SNARE complex. Bases 397 to 798 code for a protein of 133 amino acids. NCBI's taxonomy places the organism in Eukaryota, Metazoa, Chordata, Actinopteri, Perciformes, Percidae.